Molecule: messenger RNA, 1383 nt
Organism: Impatiens glandulifera
Lineage: Eukaryota; Viridiplantae; Streptophyta; Magnoliopsida; Ericales; Balsaminaceae
Product: protein ROOT HAIR DEFECTIVE 3-like
Exons: 16
Coding region: 1-1383 (460 amino acids)
Biological process (GO): endoplasmic reticulum membrane fusion
Cellular component (GO): endoplasmic reticulum
Molecular function (GO): GTPase activity
Source: RefSeq, a predicted model, not a curated record
AUGGAUGCCGAGAUGGGCAGGUGGUUUCAAGAUGUUGGACGUGAUAAAUCUGCUAACAAACCAUUAUUAAGAAUUAUAUUUCAGACCCCUCUCGUAUUGCUUUCGGCUAGCCUAUUGAAAGACACUUUGGAGAUAUGGAAUAAUAUUCCCAAGCCAAAAGAUAAACAGGACGCUUCAUUUCACGAUUACUUCGUUCUUGACGUGGUGGGGUUAUCUCACUAUCAGUACGCCAAAAUUAAAUUCAUAGAAGAUGUGAACGAAUUAAGGAAACGAUUCUCUUCUCCGUCCGAGGUAUCCUUACAGAUUAAACCUUUAGUUCCCGCCGUCGACUUUGUUAGGAGCACAUCCGAGAUAUGGGAUAGAGUUGUUAACGAUAAAGCUCUCGACAUUCCUUCUCACAAGAUGAUGAUUGCUAAAGUUAGAUGUGAACAAAUUAAUAAUGAUAAAUUUAAUGCGUUCGUUACUAAUGAGGAAUGGUCUCAACUGAAAGUAACAUCAGUUAAUAUUCCUCGAGUGUCAUGUUUUGGCAUAAAAAUUACUUCGAUGGUUGACAAAUGUUUAGCCGAAUACGACGAAGAAGCCGAAUUUUAUGAUGAAGUUGUUAAGGCGGACCAUAGAGAAAAACUAAAACAACGGUUGUUGCAAACAGAGUCAGCUUGCUCUGAGUUUAGGGUUGGCCUCGAGGACUUGGGCACAAAUAUUGACACUGCUAAGGUAGAAGCAGAAGCAGGUGAAAUGCUGAAGGAAUAUGGAAGAGAGAUAAUUGAGAAAAGUGUGAGAAAAGAAUCUGAUAACCUUCUACGGGUCAUGCAUCAAAAGUUUUGUUAUAUCCUCUUGAAUGAACCGGACUCGGAUAUUCCACGAUCUUGGAAAGGAAGUGACAAGAUCCAGGUCAUUGUUAAGAGAGCUCGAGUUGAGUGUAUAAAUAUUAUGUCUGUUAUGGCAAUAAUGCGUUUGGACAUUAAUAAAGAAAGUGACGACGUUCAACAAAUUCUCCAUAAUGCUUUACUGGAAGGAGGUGGAGAGGGUAGUCUAACAUCUAGUAAUUGGAAUGGGGUGGAAGCAUCGAAGACCUUGAUGAGCCCAGCUGCUUGUGCAACUAUUUGGGAUCAAUUUCUAAAAUCUUCAGGCAUUAUCAUUGCUUCUGUCAAUCAAGCUAUUCAAGCAAGGAUUGAUGCUGAUAAUAAUCAGGUUCAAGGGCGGAAAUGUCUGUUUCAACCUGAAGCAACUACGCACAAUUCGGUCAAGGAAGGUGAAAUAGAGAAAUCGGUUUUAGGUAAGAUCUUCAACGCAUUGCAGCAACCGAACAUUUUCGAUUUAGCCGUUCUGGCCGGGCCUGAAGCUGAGCCAAAUCGGUUCAACUUUGUAGCCGAUUUAGUUUAA